Penicillium canescens is the source of this 1746-nucleotide messenger RNA. RefSeq names its product protein anchor VAC8 (gene vac8). Bases 1 to 1746 code for a protein of 581 amino acids. Lineage: Eukaryota; Fungi; Ascomycota; Eurotiomycetes; Eurotiales; Aspergillaceae. Gene Ontology annotation, biological process: nucleus-vacuole junction assembly; vacuole inheritance. Gene Ontology annotation, molecular function: protein-membrane adaptor activity; protein binding. The record is from RefSeq and is a predicted model, not a curated record. The transcript is spliced from 6 exons. Gene Ontology annotation, cellular component: fungal-type vacuole membrane.
AUGAGUGGAAUCGCAACCGCCUGUCUAUCGUGCCUGUCGGCGGUGGACCGAUGGUGCCAUAUCACAGCCUGUCUCGGUCCGAUCGGUGGUCGGUCGCGAGAUGGGAUCUACGAGACGACCUUGGCCGAUAAUGAGCGAGAAGCUGUCUCAGACCUGCUCGGCUACUUGGAGAACCGCGCAGAGACCGACUUCUUUGACGGCGAGCCUCUACGGGCAUUGAGUACGCUGGUUUACUCUGAGAAUGUCGACUUGCAACGAAGCGCCAGUCUGACCUUUGCCGAGAUUACUGAACGAGAUGUCCGCGAGGUCGACAGCGAUACUCUCGAGCCGAUACUAUUCCUCCUUCAGAGCUCCGAUAUCGAAGUACAACGAGCGGCCAGUGCAGCGCUGGGUAACCUCGCCGUCAAUGGUUGGUUCCCUACCCUCAUUUUCAAUCUCGCCUCCGAUUGCUUACUAGGUAUAGCGGAAAACAAAAUGAUGUCGCCCAACGUCGAGGUGCAAUGCAAUGCUGUCGGAUGUAUCACGAAUCUUGCGACACAUGAAGAGAAUAAGGCCAAGAUUGCUCGCUCCGGCGCUCUCGGUCCUCUGAUCCGGCUGGCCAAAUCCAAAGAUAUGCGUGUACAGCGCAAUGCGACGGGCGCAUUACUGAAUAUGACCCAUUCCGAUGACAAUCGCCAACAACUCGUCAAUGCCGGCGCCAUUCCCGUGCUCGUCCAUCUGCUAUCUUCCCCCGAUGUCGACGUCCAGUACUAUUGCACAACAGCUCUCAGCAACAUUGCCGUUGAUUCGACCAACCGGAAACGCUUAGCUCAGACUGAGUCGCGCUUGGUACAAUCAUUGGUUCAUCUCAUGGAUUCUUCGACCCCGAAAGUGCAAUGUCAAGCUGCGCUCGCUCUCCGAAACCUCGCCUCCGACGAGAAAUACCAGCUUGAGAUUGUCCGCGCAAAGGGUCUCUCCCCACUGUUGCGACUCCUUCAAUCUUCCUACCUUCCUCUCAUCCUAUCCGCCGUCGCUUGUAUUCGCAAUAUAUCCAUUCAUCCUCUCAACGAAUCUCCAAUUAUUGAAGCAGGCUUUUUGAAGCCAUUGGUGGAUCUGCUUGGUUCAACUGACAACGAAGAGAUUCAAUGUCACGCUAUCUCUACGCUCCGUAACCUUGCUGCAAGCUCCGAUCGCAACAAAGAACUCGUCUUGCAAGCGGGAGCUGUCCAGAAGUGCAAGGACUUGGUCCUUCGGGUUCCUCUCACUGUACAGUCUGAGAUGACCGCUGCGAUCGCUGUGCUGGCCCUCAGCGAGGAGCUGAAGCCACACCUUCUCAACCUCGGGGUCUUCGACGUCCUCAUUCCUCUGACCAACUCUGAUAGCAUUGAGGUCCAAGGCAACAGUGCUGCUGCUCUGGGCAACCUUUCAUCCAAGGUCGGCGAUUAUUCCAUGUUCGUUCGCGAUUGGGCAGAUUCCAAUGGUGGAAUCCACGGCUACCUUUACCGUUUCCUUGCCAGUGGUGAUCCAACAUUCCAACACAUUGCCAUCUGGACCCUUCUCCAACUCCUCGAGUCUGAAGAUAAGAAACUCAUCGGACACAUUUCACGAUCUGAAGACAUCGUACAGAUGGUCAAGUCGAUUUCAGACAAGAACAUUGAGUCCGACGAGGAGGAAGUGGAUGACGGCGAAGGCGAAGUGAUCACCCUCGCCCGUCGCUGCCUCGAGCUGCUAGGAGCAGGUCCUAAGCAGACCCUGGUGGAAGCUUAA